This is a messenger RNA of Podarcis lilfordi (Lilford's wall lizard), 5333 nucleotides long. Lineage: Eukaryota; Metazoa; Chordata; Lepidosauria; Squamata; Lacertidae. The record is from the annotation of a GenBank genome assembly.
CUCUCCCACCCCCUCGCUCUUUUCUCUCGCUCGCUCUUUUCUCUCCUUUUCCUUGGGCCCGGGCAGCGCGCGCCCCGCCCAGCUUCUACCCCGCGCUAGAUAUAUAUACGGCGGCGUUGCAAACUGGGCUGAGCAGAGCCGGGUUGGGACUGGAGUGGCGGCAGAAGGGAAGGAGGGGAAGUAAGCAGCCCGCUAGGUAUACAGUAUAGCUAUAGAUAUAUUGCUUGGGUAGGUGGCGGCUGGAAUUUAUCCAUUUUUAUUUUUCCUUUUUACACGGUUUUCUCCCGCUGCUUCCUGUUUUUCUCCCUCCCCCUCGUCGCGCACCCCGUUUGCAAAACCCGGACUCUCCGUUGUUUUGAUUUGCCCACCGCUGGCUGCAUCGCCUCUUGUCUUGCUUGCACUGCGGGUGGGAGCUGCUUGGCCGGGGCGCCCGAGGGCUCUGCCCGCCCGCCGGCGUUUCUUUUGCACCAUGAAAGCGGUGAGUCCCGUGCGACACCCCAGCAGGAAGGCGCUGGCGGGCUGCUGUUGCGGAGGAGGAGGUGGAGGUGGAGGCGGCGGCGACCUGGCGCUGCGUUGCCUGGCCGAGCACGGCUGCUACAAGGGGAGCCCGUCUCCGGGCGAGGAGCCGGCGGCGCUGUGCCUCCAGUGCGAUAUGAAUGACUGUUACAGCCGCCUCCGGAAGCUGGUGCCCACCAUCCCGCCCAACAAGCGGGUCAGCAAAGUGGAGAUCUUGCAGCAUGUCAUCGACUACAUCCUCGACCUGCAGCUGGCCCUCGAGACGCACCCGGCGCUGCUCCGGCAACAGCAGCAGCAGCAGCCGCCGCUGCCGCCUCCCCCGCUGCACCCGGCCAGCUACCCGGCAGGGCCUCCCAGGACCCCGCUCACAGCGCUCAACAGCGACCCGGUAAGAGCCGCGGCGGCGGCAGCGGGCAGAGAAGCCGGGCGCUGCUCGUAGCUCCGACGGGCCGGGGAGGGGAGAGAGAGGCGCGCCGGGUUGGGCAGCGGUAGGAGCGCACACGCGCCGCUCAACUCCGCCGGGGCGCUCGGAGGCGGGACGCCGUGCGCCCCCAGAGCGGGAGGAAUGGAUGGAUGGAUAAACGGGUGGCCGUGGCCCUCCUGCUUUUUAUGGAGCGAGAACCUGCUCCUCUUUCUCCCCCCCUCCCGUAGCGAAAAGACCUAGAGCAGAUCAUUGGGGGGGGGGGGCAAAGUAGAGCCCCGAGGUUGCGAUCCACCGACCCUCGAAAGCUCGGGAGUGCUUUCAUGUGAAGGGUCCAUUUCGGGGCCCCGUUAAGCGAUUGGGUGCAAGAUCGGGUCCCGACACUGCGAUCCACCAGACAAUGAAGUCGGGGCGUGGGGAUCUUUGGAGCGACCCCCCAUCCUCAAAGCUUCCCCCUUCCCUCCUUUGGUGAUGUCUGAUUUAGGUAGAGUGCGCGCCUGCCGGACACGGACAAUUGUUCUUCCUGUAUUUUGUACAGCAUCUAGCAUACGGUGGCAGCCUGCAGUCUGCAGAAUACUAGCAUCGGAUCGGGUGCCGACCUCUGCAGGAGGGAAGCUCGUUAAAUCCCGACAAUAUGGGUUAAUUGGCUUGUGGGUUGCAAAUUGCACGUGAAAUUGGGUUGCCUGUGUUUUUGUGCAAGUGCCAAUAUAGACACAUAACUGCACACUUAACAGAGUGCAAGAUGCAAUUUGCACAUGUAUACCUAUGUGUACACAUACAGACUGUAUUGUCAUUCGGUAGCUAUACAUAUGCACUACAUAGCCUUUCUGUUUCAGCUGGUGUGCAGCAAAGUGGAUCUAGCCUUUGCAUGUUUCCAGGCGCAUAAUUCACUUAACGUGCCACUUGUAUAUGCCUCAUAUGCAGCCUACUUCCAUUUCUUGGAAUGGGCUUUAUUUCCCCAUCUCACAUGGGAGGUCUUCUUAUGGAGCCAGUGUGGAUACAGAUGCAUAUCGGCACACAUCUGCCUCACAGUGCUGAGCUGGGUCCCACAGAUCGGGCUGGACACAGCUUUGGAAGAGAACUGAGAUACCUACUGCAUCCACUAGUUGUGGUGUUUAUGACUAGAGGUGGCUUGGGGUCAGUGCAUUUAGGACUAGACCAUUAAAAAUACAAAAUACAAGCACUCCAGAUGGGUAGGAAUAUUAAUUGUUUCAAUUAAUAUUAUGUGAGACUAGACUACCAUCAUCUUUCCCUAUGAUCUACCAUCCCCUGCAGUGAAGAUCUACUCAAAGAAAGAAUCGUGCUCCAGUUGUUCAGUUAACAAACUCACACCUCUUGUCAAAUCUCUGGGUUUUGCUAUGGAUGAUGCCCUUCCUUGGUUGCACAGGGGAAGCACAUGACCCUCAGCUGCAACUGGGGUCCCUGUGGGUCUGCAAAGCAAGAGGCUGUCACGUUUGGCAGCAUGCAACCUGUCACUAGUUGCUAGCCCAGGAGGGGAUCCAUAGAGAGCUUGCAGUUUCCUCUGCCCCUUUGUGAGGUUGUCCUGCUUCCCUUUAUUGUGGGGCUUCUCAGCCUUCUAGAGAGCCACGCGAGGAAGGUUGCCGAUUGCUAAGCUUGUUGUUUGUGCUAACUCUAACGCCGCACUCCUGUUCUCUCGUUACUGUGCAGGCUGGGGCUGUUAAUAAGCCAGGGGACAGUAUUCUGUGCCGCUGAACUGCACUUGCAAGGUGAGUAUCCUCUUUUUAAGAUUUGGUGUGUCAGCAGAGCUGGGGUCAGGGUCCUUUGCCGUGCAUGUUGGUUUCCAUCUAAGGCUGCAAUUCUAGGUACACUUACCUGGAACCAAGUCUCGUACAAUUCCCUAGGCCUUCAAAGUAAAUAUAGUUGGGAUCAGGUUGUAAUUCUUGCUCAACAAUUAGGCACUCCAGUCUCAGGCACACUUACUGGAAACUGAGUACAAUUGGAACCGUAGGACAUGAGUACCUGUUAGACGUAUUUACACUUCGUAUGCUAGGCUGCAAUUUACCAGCUAAUUCAGGCAGAUUUAAGAUUUAAACCAAUGUAAUCCAGUCAAUUCAAUUGUUCAGUUGUUCUGGCUUAAUGAUUUUGUGACUCAGGUUCAAACGUACACUUAUUUUCUAUUUAAUUCUACACGUUUACCUUACAGGGGCAGGUCAAUGUGUAUACACUUAUUUAUUUACUAUAUAUAUAGGAUUGUGGCAGGUUAAAUAAAAUCAACCUUUUCAAUAAAUUCCAGAUAGUGUACAUUAAAUAAAACAGCGGGGGGAAACAAUGCACUUUCUCAUAUUCCUUUAAGGAAGAGGAGUGUUGCAUUUUUGUCUACAUCUUCAGGCUCUUAACUGGUUCACAGAUCAGGCCGUCUCCUUGGCAUGUUCCUUAGGAGUUCUGUCCCUUCCCAUAAAAGCAAUGAAUAAUACAUUUAUGGAAAUGUUGGUUGUCUUAAAGGAAUUCUUUGACAGUCAGGCUGUGAUCUGCACACCCACUUGCUGGGAAGCAAGUCCCAUUUAACUCCAUGCGACUUGCUGCCAAGUAAACAUGCCUAGGACGGGGCGCAGUGUUUUCUUGCCCCUCUGCCCGAUCUGCAGCAACAAGAGAUGGGAGGAAGGACGAGGAGGAGGGAAACUCCUUCUUUCUUUUUCUCUUCCACUCUCCUCCGGAGAGCUUCUAGCUUGGACCUGCAGCUGUGUGUUCCCCUGCUUGGCCUAGCCUGGGAGCUGCGGUUGUUGUUUGACCUGGUUUGUUUUGGGUUGUUGAUCAAGCAUGUCUUCUGUUUUGUUGGUGGCGCCAGUCAGUCUGGAGCAGAAUGGUUCACACCCCCACUCUAUUCAUUCCUCUUCCACAGGUGUGCAGCAGGCAGAUCCUGAGCCAGAGACGCAGAAAGAAAGACACAUUAGAGAGGGAGGGGAAAAAAGAAAGAAAGAAAUGUCAGCCACUGGGCAGAAGGAAAAAUAAUAAUAAAUCAACUACUCCAGAAUUCUUUCCAUACUUCCUUUAGAAAAAAAGAGAAAGAGAGGAAAAAAAAAAUUCACAACUUUGCACGUUCAUAGCAUUUUACACACAUGUCUCUUAACUCUUUUGUUUUAGAUCAGAUGUGAAUUGUACACUUGUCUGGGAGGGAGGGGGGUUAAAUCUUCAGAAUACGUAAGUGUGGCCCUUCUGUUGAUAGAAGAUCAGGGGCAAAUCAGAGUUUAGAAGUAUAACUUUAAUGCGCUGAGCAGCUGAAAACUGAAGCUUUACUAAUCUACCAGAGGCGUUGUAGAUAACUUUUGUUUUGACAUCUAUUGUUUAAAAUAGAUGAUUUUAUUGUUUCCUCAGGGACUUUCUUCUCCCUGCAGGAGUGUUACAUAUUGUAUAGAUUAAAAAAAAAAAAUGAGUGACAUUUCAUACUAUGUAUAUAGAGAGAGGUUCUAUAAGUGUGAGAAAAGUAUAUGCUUUAAUAGACCUACUGUAAUUAUAAAAUAUUUUUAAUUAAAUAUUUUUUUGUAAAUAUUAUAAAGCUGUGUAUGUUUUUUUUUAAAUCUGUGGGAAGAUUUCUUUAGGAAAACUGUUUCUGGCUUAAGUGCAGAACUGCUGAUGAUGAAAAUAUGUUGGAUGUCGGGGGGGGGGUCUCUUCCUUUCCUCUCCCCCCACCCCCUUUAGCUUCAGAAACCACAGCUGUAGGUAGAGUUGGUCCUGCAUGAAUGCAUGAGAUGUCUAACCACAAAUAAACUUGUUGAGUCCAUACAGAUGUGUUUUUCUUUAAUUUGAAUUUAAAAAGAUGUUUGUAUCAUACGGUUUUGAAGCUACAUUUUUGUCUGUUAGGCACAGGGGGUGGUGGUUUAUAUUACAGUGUAUGCGAAACAGCGUUGAGAUGUAAGGGUUUUGUUUGUUACGAACUGAGAUGACUACUUUUUUCAAUAUGGGUACAGUGCUGAGGAAUAAUAAUGAGCAUUUAUAAAAUUCUUUUGUUGCCUAAACAGAAAUAGGAAUCACAAAACACGGAACACUUUUUUAACACCAAGAGGGAUGCUACCCCAGAAUUUCAGCCCUGUGGCAUAUUGCUUUGGAAAAACAGUGAAAAACGUUUUCUGCUUAUAACCAAAGGGCAAACUAUCAACAAAUGUACAGUUGCUGUUUCUUUCGUCCAAAGACUAUUGAUACUGAAACUUGGGGGGGGGGAUAGGGGGGGGAGAACAGGGAACAUUUCAGUCUGAUUACUGGUGUAAAUCAAUUUCAAAGAACUUAGACCAAAAAAUAAAAAUCAGAUGACUGUAUCAAGAUUAUUUUUCUAAUAUACAGCAGCAUUCAUUUCAUUACAGCUCUGUUACAUCUGAAAAUCCUGUUUAGUCUCUUGUUAUGUGUAACUUCUACAUGUAAACAUUAAACUAGAUUGACGUGC